CAGAUCUUUCUCCUUCAUCUACCUGGGGCUUCUGGGAGCACUGGGAAGCCCACGUGGCCUUAUCACCGAGGACUUGGGAGACCCUCUGGACCGUGCAGCCCUGGACCGUGCAGCCCUGGACCGUGCAGCCCUGGACCAUGCAGCCUUGGGCUGCGCAGCUGAGGUGUAGUCUGCUGAUUCUCUCGCUCCAGGGCAUUGAGGCCACCACUGCAGACUGCGACAUUCUGCGCGCCCCUGUCCCAUUACGCUACCUUCCCCGCCAGGUAUCUGCCAUGCCACUGACAAUGCUGCGUGACUGGUGCAGGUGGAUGGGCGUGAACGAGCACCGUUCCCUGCUCAUCCUGGGCAUCCCUGACGACUGUGGGGACGAGGAAUUCCAGAAGGCCGUGCGCACUGCCCUGUGGCCCCUGGGCACGAGAACCUUUUCUGGGAUGGAAGAGCCAGACCAAGAGGAAGAGUCCUUUGAGAGCUGGGUGGACCAUGCCAACGACAUGCUGUACACAUGGCGCCACGUGUCAGAAAGGGAGAGGAAAAGGCGGCUGGUGGAAAGCUUGGGUGGCCCCGCGCUGGAUCUCAUGUGCAGCCUCCUGGCAGAAAAUCCCGACAUGCCUGCGCAGGAUUGCCUGGCCGCGCUGGUCCAGGUGUUUGGGAACAAGGACACCUGCAUGACUGCACGGCUCAAGUUCCUGACUUGUGCCCAGCGGCCCCAGGAGACUCUCUUUGCCUAUGUGAUGCGCCUGGAAGGCCUGCUGCAGUCAGCCGUGGAGAAGGGGGCCUUCCAUCCUGUCAUCGCAGACCAGGUUCGCGCCAGGCAGGUGCUGAUGCGGGCCCGCCCGAACGAGAUGCUCCAGAGCAAGCUGAGGAGGAUGCGGCUGGAGAGGAGACCACCUGGCUUCAUGGGGAUGCUGCGGCUCAUUCGGGAGACCGAGGCAUGGGAGGCCGCCUCAGGUAGGGGUGAGCAAUUCCAAGCGGAAGAAGGAGCCUGUGUGGACAUGGGAGGGUUGCCGGCUGCCCAGGCUGCCCUCGCCAGUGAAGAGGUUGCUGAAGCCUCUCCAGCCAAUGAAGAUGCUUUCCAGGCUGCCCUGGCCCUUGAAGUCAUCACCGAGGGCACCCCUGCCGGUGCAGAGGAAACCAAGGCCUCCCCAGCCGACGAAGAUACUGCCAAGCCUGCCCCAGUGAAUGUGGAGGCCAGUGAGGCAGUUCCUGGCACUGCCGAAGCUGGUAGGGCUGCUCCUGAACCCCAUGAUGCUGCCACGGCUGCCCCUGCCCCUCAGGAGAUCUCCAAGUCCUUCCCUGCCACUCAGGAAGAUGAAAAUGCUCCCUCCUCUGUGGGCCUAGGUCAGGCAAGACCCUCCGAGGCCCCUGGGGGCCCCACUCCUGCCCAGAUGGGCAGUGCUUCCAGGUCCCAGGACGCUGGACAACGCAGCAUGGGACCCUCGGCCGAGCCAAGGAAGCGGAGUCGCAAGGAACAACAGGGUGGCACAUCAGAGCACGGUUCCCGUGGAGACUCCCGCUGGCCCCCUCCAUCCCUGGUCCGGUUCUUCCUUCCUGAGGUCACGGGGUGA
This is a messenger RNA of Callorhinus ursinus (northern fur seal), 1565 nucleotides long. Lineage: Eukaryota; Metazoa; Chordata; Mammalia; Carnivora; Otariidae. The record is from RefSeq and is a predicted model, not a curated record.